AUGGAGAAUAUCGACCCGAUAAGGUACUAUUGGCACGACAACAACACAUCACAGACGAAUACCAUUAGGACUUUAAGAUCUAGAAACAUUAAUAACGCCCCAUACACUCCCAUAAAAUAUUCUAAAUUACCAUUGAAUGAACAGACACAUAACACAACUGGAAAAAUAGAAAUCUAUCCUAACAAUUUCCAAGUAUCCAGUAUAAGCUCUCCUCUACAAUUACAACAUAAAUGGUUGAAAAACCUUACUGACGCACACAUACCAGAACACAUACAAGGAUUGAUACAACUGAGAUCUGGAUUUUGCCUCCCUAUCUCUAACAACAAAGAUACGAUAUGCUUCGAGUUCAUCAAACGCAUAGAAGCCAGUAUCUCAAAACUAGAUUUAUUAACAAUUUCCAACAUCCGUAACCACACGAACACAAUUCUAAGUCAAUGGUACAAUAAUCCUCAACCUCUACGCGAAAUUGGCAAAAAAAUUCUUAAAACCACACAAGAAACUAAAACUUUCUUUAAAUCAAAUCCAGAAUUACUUAUCACUAAAGCAGAUAAAGGUAACGUAACAGUCAUUAUACACAAAACUGAAUACAACAAAAAAAUGAAUGAUAUGCUGGGGGAUAGUGAAACGUAUAGUCUCGUACAACGAGAUCCCACCAAUAAAAUAUUAAAAAAUCUGACAUCCCUAUUAACACGAUGGAGAGACAAAAACUUCAUAUCCCAGGGACAAUACCGAAACAUGUAUGCAAGCGAUGGAGUAUUACCCCGUGCAUAUGGACUCCCCAAAAUCCACAAACCAAACAUCCCUCUCAGAAUCAUAGUAUCUUCAGUAUAUACUCCUCUUUAUAACAUAGCUACUUUCUUACAAGACAUCUUACAACAAAGUUUACCAUCUAAUCCUACCACAGUAAAAGACAGUUUCACACUCGUAGAAUCGCUCAGAAACACAUACGUCCCAGCAGGAGUAGAGCUAAUUUCGUUAGACGUAGUGUCUCUUUUCACUAACAUUCCUUUAGACCUAGCGAUCAACAGCGUUAAAAAAAGAUGGAAUUUCAUCUCCAAAAAGACCAAAAUUCCCUUAAAAGAAUUCAUCGAAGCAUUACAGUUUGUUCUACAUUCCACCUACUUCACAUUUGAAAACAACAUCUAUAAACAAAAUUACGGUUGCCCCAUGGGAUCUCCACUUUCACCAGUGAUAUCCGAAAUAGUAUUACAGGAUGUAGAAACAACGGCGAUAAAGAAAUUAAAAUUCCAUAUGCCUUUUUAUUGCCGAUAUGUGGAUGAUAUAGCCUUGGCUGCCCCACCACAAUUUUUCAAUGACAUCCUGAAAACCUUUAACUCAAUACACAAAAGAAUGCAAUUUACCAUGGAAAUAGGAGAAAACCACAGACUUAAUUUCUUGGAC
Molecule: messenger RNA, 1401 nt
Organism: Vollenhovia emeryi
Lineage: Eukaryota; Metazoa; Arthropoda; Insecta; Hymenoptera; Formicidae
Exons: 1
Source: RefSeq, a predicted model, not a curated record